Molecule: messenger RNA, 948 nt
Organism: Rotaria socialis
Lineage: Eukaryota; Metazoa; Rotifera; Eurotatoria; Philodinida; Philodinidae
Source: the annotation of a GenBank genome assembly
AUGUCUAUUUCUUCUUCGCCACUUGCUCAUUUAAUACCUGUUGAUCCUCGUGUUUAUUGUGAAACCAUGAAUGAACUUCAUUCAUAUAUCACAAGUUGUAAACGUGGUUAUUUAACGCAGGCUGAACUCUUUCGAUAUUAUCGACAACGACACGAUAAUGUCGAAAUACCUUAUCGUGUAUUAGGCUAUCGAUCACUACUUGAUUUACUCAGUAGUGAUCAACGUUUAUUUUCCAUUGAUUUACGUCGUGAACCAGCUUAUGUUUAUUCGGCAGUUAAAUUGCGACAACAAAAACGAGAACGACGACAAGGCAAUACAACUUUUUCCCGUCAACAUCAUUCAACAAAUACACUUGAUGAACAACAUGCUUUACCACCAGAUGAUGUCUUUUUUGAUCAUCAUGUACCAUUGAAUGAACAACAACAAAGCGAACACAAUGUUGAGUCAGCCGAUGAACACAAACUCACAAACGAGGCACAAAAUGAACGUCCAUUAUCACCAAGUCUUCGUAAUAGUAUCGACACCAUUAUUUGGCAUACGCCACAAUCAGAUGAAGCAAGUUCAUUAAUCGAAAAUAAAAUUAAUACAAAAGAGAAUAACGAAGAAUCAAUGCAAUUUGUGUCUAAACCAUUGUUAACAUUCCCGACUACUUCUUUUCCAUCAGAAAUCAAUCAUAAUCCACUGAUGAUUAAAUGUGAAAAUCAAUAUAAACCGAUCCAACGAAAACUCAUUUCCCACAAUGACAAUAGUGAUGGAAAGAAACGUAUAUCAAUUCGAGAUGGAACAUUAUUAAAAUUUUCGGUUCCUGGUCUUAAUAGAUCGAUAAGUACAUCAACAACAUCAUUAUCAAAAUCAAAUUCUUGGAAUUUAAUGCAUUCUUAUAUUUUUCUUUUCGCUGUUGUUGUUUCUUUUGUUCUUCUUGGCGUUUAUUUUUUUAAACUGUGUUAA